UCUCGUGGCUCGUUCCGUUUUAUCAGUAGCGUGAUUCCGAACGAACGAACGGUGCGCGGCGCGCGCUGUCCCACAUUUUCAGUCGCACGUACACGACAGUGCAUACCGCAGGUGCCUGUCAAUCGUUCUCUCCUAGAAAUUCCGGUCUCGGAUCCGCGCCGAGAGAUCCGCGGAUUCGCCGUGCAGAACCGCGGCGCGUCUCGUCGCACGCGGAUGCACCGUCGCCGGCGUCCGUCGUCCAGCACGGACGCGACAAUGUUUCCGGAAGCGUGGGCUUUUUCAGCCGCCGCCGCCGCCGCCGCCGUCGCUCGCCGCAGGUGCGUCGAACGGUAAGAGAUCGAGAUCGGCCCGAUUGCACCUGGGUGGAAUUAACGCACGCCACACACUCGAAGCCACCUCGAUUUAGAACGUGCUGUAUACGUAUACGUGUGUAUAUGUGUGUAUGUGUGUGCCUUCGUCAAUCAUGUCAACCGUCGCCGGGCGCAGAGAAGUGAAGGUAGUCUGUUAUUUCUGCCCGAUGUAAGAAACGAGAGAAAAAGGCAAGUGGAAGCGGCAAAUGUUUGUAUAAUCGUCUAGCCAUGGAGGACGAAGACUUUGGUUUCGCGAAGAGGACGGAUAAUGUCCUGAAGAAGGUCUUCACCGUUAGCAAUGCGCAAACACACAAGGAUACAGUUCAUAACGUUGAGCAACUAAUCUAUUCCCCACCUAAGACAUCGGAAGUCGUUGGUGGAGGUGGAUCAACGACACCAGCGCCUCUGAUCGGGGCCGGAAGCGAGGGCCCCGAACGCGCGUCAACCGCCGCUGGCUCAGUCGUGCCCAACACGCCGAACAUACCGAACGUGGUGGAGUACCAUCUUAAAGUCAAGCCUAGGUCAACGACAAGGCAUUGCCGGCUCGAUAACGUUCCCAGGGACCAGCCUCAGGAAGAAAUGAAGAAGGAGAAGAGUCCGGUGUCUUCUGACGAUAAGAAGAAAGAUCUUGUAUCGAAGCUGUCACGUCUGUCCAUCGACAAUAAUGUUUUCGAGGGCUCUACUGAUUUACCGCAAGUAUUUCAGGUGAAAUAUUUGGGAUCCCAUGAUGCAAGAGGCCUCUGGGGUAUCAAGCACACGAGAAGACCUGUCGAUAAUAUGGUCUCCGCCGCGAAGGCUCUGCCGACCAACACAAUGCUCCCGCUUAUCAAGCUGGUAGUCUCUCAGGAAGGAGUUGCCUUGCUACCGCUAGACAAGAGGAAGCAGGACGCCAAGAAUUUAUCCAGAAUGUAUCCAAUCGAGACGAUUUCCUACGGAGUGCAGGAUCUCGUUUACACCAGAGUCUUCUCUAUGAUCGUCGUUCGCGAGACGGAGAACUUUAGGAGAAUCUCACCGUUCGAAUGUCACGGUUUUGUCUGCGAGUCCAAGUACUACGCGAGGCAAUUGACAUACGCCCUCGCGGCAGCCUUCGAGAUUUACUCCAAGAACGUAAAGGCUCAGGAGAAGCUGACCGGAGUCACCGUGAACAACACCGCCAGAAAGAGAUUCGCGAUCGAUCUGAGAAGCCCGGAGGAAAUCGAGGCGGACCUUACGAUGGAUUCCGAAGCGUAACUUUCAAAAUUUAUUAUUAUUUAUUAGAUUAAAAUACAAGUAGAUAUAAAUUUCUUAUCAGAAAAAUUUAAGGCAGGGAUAAUUUUUAGUUUAGAAGAGGUCUACACGAAGAAAAUGAAAAAAAGUUCAAAAACAAUGAGCUUGGCGUACAUUUCGAAAAUCUAUUUCGAAAUAUACGAGAUUGUUUUAUAUAACGCGCGAUGUAAAAUAGAUUAUUAUAUACCUCAAAUAAUAUUUUUUUGAAAAGGACAGUGCAGGGUAGAAAGUAGUUUUAGAUUUUCAAAAAGAUACAUUAUUCGCAUUUUUGUUACAAUAAGAGGAUAUAUUUGUAUUAUUCAAUCAGAGAUUUUUAAUUUUCCAGAUAUUCUUUAGUUUUCAUACACGGUGUUGAAAUCGAAUUUAGAGAAAUAUAUAUUUGUUACAGUAACUAAUCUGACAUAAAAAAGAAAAUUUAAUAUAUCUCGUUGGCAUAAAUUGAAAAUAGAUUGAAAUGCAUUUAGUAAAUAUGCUGUAAAUGAAACAAAUCGGUAGAUAAGUUUAUGUAAAUAGUUACAGAUACAAUUAUAAUCAUUAUAUUGAGUAAAUAAUUAUUUUUUAUUAAUAUCGCGGAUUUACAGCGCACUUUUUAUAUAAUUUUCAAAAAGGGAUAAUUUUCCACGUCAGAAGAAAUAUAUUUUAGUACAUACAUCUUUUCUAAUACAAAUCGAUUCAUUUAAUUAAUAUUCAAAAUUGCAUCUAUAUGUGCACUACGAAUUAGUGCGUCAAUUCGAAGAUGAAAAAAAAUAUUUAUCGUCAAAGCGUUGUUAUGUGAAUAUGUGUGUUUGUAUAAUUGUUGCUUGUUUUAUUAUUUUAUCGGCAUUGUGAAAAGUUAGGUAGGUCUCGACUGUCCGAGACAUGAUAGCUAGCUAUCCAAAGAUAUCGAAUAGAAAAAACGAAUGGAACGCGAGAGUUGUGAAUCACACUUCAAACGUCGCGACUUGUGCGAUUUCAUAAAAAUUUUACGAUGAUGAUUGACGAAUCGGACAAUGAUUUUGGAUCUAUUUCUAGCUGUCUUACGUGUGCAUGUGUGUUUCCAGUUUAAGGUUUUAUUAUUACUCUAAACUCUUUAAAGCUAUAUAACAUUAUAACAAACGGAAUCUAUGAUAGCAACAGAGAAAUCGUAUCGUUACUUAAUGCACUUUUUAUAUUUUUUUAAUUGUUUUAUAUUAAGUUCACGAAAGACCAAUAUCAAUACAUAUCAAUCACUGUAAAUAGAUAGUGUUGCCAACACUUUUUUUAAUUGUGUACAUAUUUUGCUUAUUUAAUAAGUUCUUUCUUUGAUUUUUUUUUUUAAUACGUUUGCGAGAUUAUCGCGUCACGAUUUUUACACAUUUUAGGCUUGGGACAAUCGUGUAACGUUUUUCCUCGUACAAUCGUGGUCUUGCGCUUCAGCUAUCAGUAUUAAGUGUAUAUUUCCUGUACUUAUGUUAGUCAUAACAAAUAUUUACAUGAUUUUUAUUACUUAUUAUUUUAUUAUUUUAUCAUUUUCAUUACUUCAACGUAUAAGAUCUUCAAUGCAGAUAACGUGUGCAUUUUUUUUUUCUUGGAAUAUAUGUACGAAUGCAACAGUAA
Wasmannia auropunctata (little fire ant) is the source of this 3191-nucleotide messenger RNA. RefSeq lists its product as uncharacterized. The transcript is spliced from 5 exons. The record is from RefSeq and is a predicted model, not a curated record. NCBI's taxonomy places the organism in Eukaryota, Metazoa, Arthropoda, Insecta, Hymenoptera, Formicidae. The coding region runs from base 579 to 1580 and encodes 333 amino acids.